ACAGGAAACUUCCGUGAACUCUGCUGUUCUCACCACCGACUGCAGGAGAAAGAUAACACGACCGCAUACUGCUGUGAUGAAAUGGACUGUACCAAAUCCAAACAAAGGGGAGGUUUCUGUUCAACACUGCGCCCUCUUCCAAACUAAGCGAUGUGCUUUUGGAUGUGUUUUAAAGGUCGCGUUUCACCAAUACAAAAUACGGUAUAAAUGUAUAAUGCGACCGGAAGAGUGAUGUUUUCCUAGCGCACUACCUUCCAGUCCCUCUUGAUCGUUCCCCCCUCCAUCUUUCCUACAGGAUCAAGGCCCGUGUGGCUGGAAGAAGUUCGGCUGCGAGCUUUGAAGGAUGCGACGAAGAUGGCGAUGAACGGUGGGGAAGAGGAUGCGUUAUAUGAGAGUGCGGACUACUGCGAUAUCUAUAACCUCCCGCAUGUACCUUAUGGGAACAGCAGCGGGUAUUUCUCUCGGAUACAAGGUCCAGAAUGUGUUCUGAAGCCUCCUCUAAACCUAAUGGAUCAGCAGCCGCCUCAUCCCUUUCAGCAUGUAUCUCCUGCCCAAACGCUUGGCCCAGCACCUGUUCUGAUGCCACCAGACCCUCUCGCAUUCUCCCUUUGCAGUCCCCUCUCAGCCAAACCUCCCCUUCACCUCCAGCUGUUCCCAAACCCUGCCGUCACAGCACCCCCUGGCUCUAGCCCCAUGCCGCCUGAGAGCGAGUUCCAGGCAACUGGCAGCGAUCAGGACAUUGCACUAGAGGAGCUGUGUAGACCUCUCUACUGCAAAUUGUGCAACGUCACACUCAACUCAUCCCAGCAGGCGCAGGCACAUUAUCAGGGAAAAAAUCACAGCAAGAAGCUGAGGAAUUUUUAUGCUGGCAGUCAACAACCACCUCCCAUACGAAUACCUGAGGAAGUAGAGCCAGUUUCACAGCAGUCCCUCUCCACGCCACCUACAGAGAUUGGCACUGCAGUAGGCAAACCGGCGUCCUUUAUCGGCCCCAGCAGGGUCAUCCUGGCCACAGAGAAUGACUACUGCAAGCUGUGUGAUGCCUCCUUCAGCUCCCCCGCUGUAGCCCAUGCUCAUUACCAGGGCAAGAACCAUGCCAAACGUGUACGGCUUGUCGAGGCCCAGCACAACGCCAGCUCCUUGGAUGCAGCAGACCUCACACAGAGGCGUUCCAGGAAAGAAGGGAAUGAGUACAAACUAAAGAACCGCAGGACCCACAUGAACACUGCUAUUCCAGUUUCAGGGCCAUAUUACAACCCACGGCCAAGGCAGAGAAUCCCACGUGACUUGGCCAUGUGUGUGACGCCAAGCGGGCAGUUCUAUUGCUCCAUGUGCGACUCGGGUGCGAGCGACGAGGCUGACUUCCGACUGCACCUGGAGAGCAAACAGCACAAGAGUAAAGUGUCUGAGCAGCGCUACCGCAGCGAAAUGGAGAAUCUAGGCUACACCUAGGAGGCUGUCCAAGAGAGAAAGAAAACCGGAAUCAUCCAUGUAAUUCUCCAAGUGCCCCUAUUGGCUUUGUUACAGAAAAGUUAACCCGAGAACCAGUCUUACAUACUUUGCAUGGAAUGUUUUAAUUCAGUGAUAUUGGAAUGAAAAGAAAACUACCUCUUGCAGAAUUACAAGUCAUUUUUAUGUCAGAUUGUGCAGCUUUGGAUACAUUUAUGGGAGCACCCUGUUUUAUGGUACUUGAGAAACUGGUCCCUGAGAGGAAUGUUUUUUCCUCCCAUGCUGGGAUGAUGGAGAAAGAUGGCAGCUUUGGUAAAGGUCAUCAGGAUCAUAAUGACUUCUAUCAGUAUUACAGUUCUAGUACUGGAUCAGCUUAUGAGGACUUCCAAUCCAAGUGGGUCUCUGCAGGUUCUGGUUGAGUUUCUUUUAUAUUUAUGAUCCAGUCUCUUCUUUCUAAUGUACAUAUUGUUUAUUGUGCAAUGAAUGCCUCAAAAAGGAAAGGGAUCAAUCAGAAAAAGUCAGAGGCAAACCUCAUUGCUACAGACAGCCUUGGGUUCACUGUGUUAUUACAGGAGUACGCCGAGUGUAGAGACCCAGACUGCCAUCAGAAGGUUAGUGUCACAACUGGGUUCAUGUUAGCUUCUUCAGAACCUGUUGAAUGUACUGUCACCGCGAUGACAAUAACUUUCCUUGCCGGAUUUGCACAAGUGUCUCUAGAUUUACUCUAAAAAGUAUUUACAUAUUUAUUUAUGUAUUACAAAUUUUAAGUAUUUAAGUAUUUACAGCCACAAAGAGUGUAUAUUAUUGUGUUUGGUUUAUCUUUUGGCAAAACUAGUGCAAAUAAUGUUUCAGUAUAGCAGCCAUGCACAUCAUGAUCCCCUUAGCUACAACCAAAAAAGUUGGGACACUGUGUAAAAUGUACAUUUUAUAUGUUUUCUGUGUUCUAAUGUGAAUAACAUAUGGGUUUAUGAGACUUGCAAAUAAUUUCAUUCUGUUUUUAUUUAAAUUUUACACCACAUCCCAACUUUUUUGGAAUUGGGGUUGUAUUUCCAUGACAUGUUUUCCCUUCUCAAACUACAGCAAACCCAAAGUGUAGCUAUUUUUAAAAAGGUGCCUUUGGGUCAGUCCCGCUGUGCACCACUACCUCACUCUUCUUAGAGUGGAAAGAUUAGCCACCUGCCAAGGCAUUCAGUGUAAUAUACUGACAAAUCCUAAAAAAAAUAUUUGUAUGUAUUUGUAGACAAGGAAUUUCUGUGGAACGUUAUUACUCAUUUUAAAAUGACAGUGCGUGUACAAGGCAAGUAAAGUGACAAAUGAUCAUAUAUACAGGAAGAAAGUCAAUUAUGGAAAACUUCAAGCGAAAACUCCACCAAGAAACAUGCAUUAAAUAAGUUUAUAUUGAAAUAUUUGUUAUGCGUUUUUUUUUUCAACCUAUUUGUUUAACAGCCAAGUUUAGCUGUUAGCUCCUUAAAACAGAAAAGCAGAUGCUUCUUAUCACAUUCACUAUUUUCCAGGGAUGUUCAGUGUCAUAUUUUGAGAAAUUCAACAUAGAAAUAAUGGAGACAGCAAAUGAAUGCAAUGCAACGGCAGGUGAGACAGCUGGACAGUCUAGAGGAUUAAAGCACUGCUCUUUGAGUGUAGCUGAAAGGAGUGCUAAAGCCCACUUGGCACCACUAUCAGCAGGUAGUUGAACAGCAUUGUGGCUAAUGGAGGAAACUGUUAAUAAAAAUUUAAAAAAGACUAACAUGUUGAUGAAGUCUAAAAAAAAAAAAUUAUUAUUUAGAUGCCAUUUAAGAUAAUGGUAAUGUUAAUUAUAAAGAUGAAUAUGCAGUUGUUCAGGGUGGAUCUUUCCUUUGAAGGCUUGUACUUGAUAUUAAGCACUGUAAUUGAAUUCUGUGAUGAGCUGUGUGCAUAAAUACUUGUUUACAUUUACAGAGAAUUUCAGGCAUUUAAUCAAGGGCAUUGCAAUACUACACACUGUAAGAAUGCCUCUUCUUUAUACCACUCCAGCCAUUCAAUUCCUGUUUUCAUCAUUCCUGAAUUCAGCCAUGUUUAAACCAUUAAUAAUCUGUAUAAUUACUGUAGAAACUCCUCUUUGGUUUUGUUUAGAGGUAAAUAUGGAUAAUAUUUUGAAAUUAUAUAAGCAUGACAAUAUUGUUCCUCAUAUGCACAAAGGUAUUGCUAGCUUGGGCCUCAGGCUUUUUUGGCUUAAAGCCAUGAACUUAUUUCUGCUUGCUGCACUAAUAUCAUUGUACGAGUACAAACGUUUUCAUGUUCAAUGUUGAAAAUGGCUCAGUUGUGAGCCUCUGAGAUGAAGCACAUAUCUGUUGGUGAUGCUGAUGCUCACUGUGCAGAUUUCAUGUGUUUUCACCUCUUUUCACUUAUUUAUACACUCUGGUUGUUGUGUUGUCAACACAGCAAGGUUGAAUGCUCUCCCAGGUAUUAUUGCUCAUGGACUGUUAAGGCUGCACAGUGUUGCUCAUAAAAACCCCAUAAGGGUGACCUGGAGAGGUCAUUAUAUAUUUUUCCAUGACGCCAUGAUAAAGGAACAGUUCACCAUUCUUCACUGACCAACUUCAAUGCACAGCAAUAAUCUCUGGUGUUGACUGAAUGCCUUGAAUGAACAAACAAACCCCAUAGAAGUGAAUUCAACACUGUAGGUGUUCAUUUUGCUCUGUUGGUUUAAAUAUGUAUGCUAAAUGAGGCAGAACAGCUUUCAGGCAUGCAGUGCCUCAGAUCUGAGAGAUUCUAAGCAAGCACUAUGUUGUUUGCUAGAGUUGCUGGACAGGCCAGGCGUUUCCUGUGUGGAGCAGGAAAACAGGAAGCAGUGACCCCCACAUAUAAACCGGCUUUCCCCAAGGACACUGUCCUCACACCGACUCAUCUCACUUCUCCCAGCCAAAACCAACACUAACUUCCAGAAUGGCCUUGCUAGUCAUUUUUAUCUGAAACUCUGUGACUGAAGGCUUUCCCUCUUUAUUUUGUGGAGAUGCUGAUGAAUCAAAAUAAGAUAGUGCCUUCUGAAACAACACUUUCAUUUCUUGAAUUCCUGUGGGACUUUUCCAGAAAGAUGUUUUGGGUCCUGUCCAUUCAUGGUGCAAUAUGUGGCAAUAUUUGAUUUUUUUUUUUUCCUUUAUGAAAUUAUAAUAAUAUAAAACAUACUCCAGGAUCACAAAUGUACUGUGUGUUUGGAGAAGAAAAAAGGAAUAUAACCUUACUGAAGAGACUGCUGGGACAGUUAUUUUCACUGCAUUGAAAUGCAUAUGUAUAAACAAAAUGUUUCAGUAAAUAAGAAUUACUUUAGCAAUUUUGCACUCAUUUUUACAAGUGUGAAUAUAAAAUAAGUCAUAAUGCUAAUCCACUUGUCCAAGCAUUAAAAAGACAUUCCCGGAGUUUAACCUGUGUCCCAGUGUAAUAAUGUCAUUACGAUCUUGCCUUGAGAUUCCACGCAGGCCAUAUUCAAUAGUCAGCACUGUACAAGAGGAAGUCAGCUGAAUGACAUGUGUGACUGUCGGUUUAUCAAUGUUUGAACUGAGUGAAUCCUGCAUGCUACAGCAGAGGAAGUAAUCAUGCUAAUGUGCCAAUCUAAUAUCUAAUCUGAACUUCUCACAGAGCACAUUGUUCAGAUUCUGUAUUGCUCUAUGUUUUACUUCUUCAGAUUUUAUCUUAUUGGCUUCCUCUAGCAAAUUAUUUUUUUAUUUUUUUAAACUGAAGUUUACAUUUAACAGACAUACUUUUAUAUGGCAAAAACUUAGCUCCUUAUCUCAAGUUGUCUUUCUACAAAGUUAGCCACCACGAAAGUUAAAACAUUUCCACAUAGUUUUGGGUAACUGUGUUAUAGGCAGAAAAAUACAAAGCAUAAAAUGCUGCCACACACAUGCAUACAGCUGGGGUCAUCUGCAGCCCAAAAUGUUGCACAAGCAUUGUGUUUGAGGCAUUGUGUCAACUGCUUUCAAGUAUAUACAAUGAAAUUAAGUUUAUUCCUGUUCCUAAAAACAAGCUAUUUUUUUAUCAAUAUCAAUGGAAAGGUAAAUUUGAAUGAUUUGAAAACACUAGCACUCCACCCACCCCCCGGGGGGCUACUUCCAAUUUUACUAACAGCUCACCUAGGGUUAUUUUUUGGAAACUAACAAAAAUAUGGUCCCCAUUGUUCUUAUUUACAUGUGUUUUUCUCAUUCCAUAUGCUGUUCUCAACCUCAGCCUUUUUCAGUAGUGAAAUUUCACUCCAACCCUCACACAAAUCAUACAUUCCAACAAGUUAUAUGUCCUCCAGAGUGGAGUAUAGAACAGGCUGACCAAUGUUUCUAGCUUUAGUAUUCAGUUGUUAGUUGGAAUGAGCAAAAUUAAUGACCUUAAUGACUUUAAACAUGGCAUAACAGUUGGCCAGGUGUGCCAAUAUUAGUAUCUCCCAAAUGACACUCAUCCAGGUCUUUCAUGCUCUAAUAACUAUUUCAAGCAAAUUACGAUUAGUGAUCUCCAAUCCUGUACACAAAAACAGCUGUGUGGAUCAGAUAUGUCACAAGAAAACGGAAAGAAUUGGGCAAGCAAACAGACGAAGUAUUGCCUUCCGCAAAGUAACCAGCAUUGCGGUUGACCCCAUGUACUUCUCACACAAACUCUUCACCCUCCUGCUGUUUGUCAAAAGGUACCAAUACAUUCGGGCCCUCAAGGCCAGACUGUGUAACAGUUUCUUCCCCCAAGCCAUCAGACUCCUCAAUACCCAGAGACUGGACUGACAUCAAUCAAGACACACACACACACACACACACACACAGACACGCAACUGAACACCAUUCCACUACCUCUGCAAUUUUUGCACAUUUCUUUCUUAAAUUGCUGAUAAAACACCGUAACCAAAAUACUGUAUUGAUCACCUGCAUAUUUGCUGCUAAUUAGUAUGUUAUGUUUACAUUUACAACAUUUAUUAUUGUAUUGUAAUAUCUCUUUGCACCUUAUUCCAUUCAAGAACUGUGUAUUGGUCAGUGCUGCACUGUCCUUUACUGUGCAUGUUGUCCUAUUUCGUAAUUGUUGUACUGUCUUGCACUGUUGCACACAUUUGCACAUGUGCACUUUAUGUAGUCCUGUGUAUGUCUUUGUAGUCUUAUUUGGUUCUGUGUAGUCACAUGUAGCUCUGUGUUGUUUUAUGUAGCACCAUAGUCCUGGAGGAAUGUUGUUUCAUUUCACUCUGUACUGUACCAGCUGUAUAUGGUUAAAUGACAAUAAAGACACUUGAUCUUGAACUUUAACGAGUCACAAGCAGGCAAUUCAAAUCCGUAGGUCAUGUUGAGUGCCAGUGCUAUCAGUGCAGAACAACAAAAACUGUCUCCAAUUUGGCACAGAACCAUAGAAGAGU
This is a messenger RNA of Ictalurus punctatus (channel catfish), 6802 nucleotides long. RefSeq names its product zinc finger, matrin-type 3 (gene zmat3). NCBI's taxonomy places the organism in Eukaryota, Metazoa, Chordata, Actinopteri, Siluriformes, Ictaluridae. The record is from RefSeq and is a predicted model, not a curated record. Bases 355 to 1452 code for a protein of 365 amino acids. The transcript is spliced from 7 exons. Gene Ontology annotation, molecular function: zinc ion binding; nucleic acid binding.